CAUGAGAAGACAAGUCUGAGCUCGAGCCUGAUCCAACAACAGAGUCACGUUCACUUCAUUUGACUGAACCUUCAUUCGGCUCAGUUGUGUUAUCUGGUCACGGCGGUCAGGCUUUCGGUUACACGAGUCAUCCAAUACACUCUUAAAAAUAAAGGCUCCAAAAAGAAUUUUACGCAUAGAAGUACGAUUUUAAAAAUCUAAAGAACCUUUUUCCACUAGAAAGAACCUUUUGUGGAAUGGAAUGUUAUAGAUUCUUUAUGGAACCAUCGAUGCCAACAAAAACCUUUAUUUUUAAGUGUAGAUCAAUUAAUUAACAUGGUUAAAUUGCUGAGACCGAUAAUGCCAUUUUCAGCUAAUUUACGUGUUUUUCAGUGGACAUUAUUGUCUCCUACAUUAUUAUUACAUUACAUUAUUAUUACUCUACAGCACUACAGCAAGAACCAUGUCAAAAUCAUAUUAUGACUCAAAGAAACCAACAAACAUAAAAAGUGUUAAACCCUCAACCACUGAAGGUCUGCAGGAGGAGAGAGAGAGAUAUAGAGAGAGCGAGAGAGCGAGUCUCCAGUAAACGUGCAGCUACUCUGUAGUUUCAUGUUGAGUCGUGUUUCUUUCUGCCACUGAAGUUCUUCAUGCCAAAGCAAAAGCUUCACUGACACACAUUACUAGAAACGGACUACAACAAACGGCUGGUAGGGACUACAACAAGCUUCUUCCCAGGGUCAGGAAUGAAGUGAUGAACCCAAAUGAAGCAGCAGCCAUCCUCUGGUCAUUCAGUCUUCAACAGCAUUGCAAUGAUGAAUUUGAUGAGCUGAAUUCCAUGGUGUCUCAUCACUGAGGAAGACUAACAGCAAGAAGACAUUUUUUUUUACUGUUGGGGACCCAUGGGCGCGAUUCACAAUUCACCCAGCACAGGGUUCUCCAAUGAGUCCUCACUCGCUCCCACGAGUGCCCGCCAGAGCAACGAAGUCCUUCUGCGGCACUAUAACUACACGGGCAAACUGGAUCAGGGCCGAGAAGAAUUCAAACCGGAAGCCAUUGCCUUACUUUUCAUCUGCCUCAUCAUUGUUCUGGAGAACUUCAUCGUCCUCAUGGCCAUCUGGAAAAACAAGAAGUUCCACAUGCCCAUGUAUUAUCUGCUGGGCAACCUGACACUCUCAGACCUGCUAGCCGGAUUCACUUACAUGCUGAAUAUCAUCCUGUCAGGGCCGAACACGCUGAAAUUGACGCCACUGCUCUGGUUUCUAAGAGAAGGUGGCGUGUUUAUCACGCUGAUGGCGUCCGUUGUUAGCUUGCUGGCCAUAGCCAUUGAGCGUUACUUCACCAUGCUCAACACAAAGCCUUAUUACCGCACCAAGCGCAACCGCAUGUUCGCUCUGAUCGGAGUGAGCUGGGCGUUGUCGAUGUUGCUAGGCGCCCUGCCUAUUUUGGGCUGGAACUGUUUGCAUGACCUGAAAUCGUGCUCCACAGUGCUGCCGCUCUACGCCAAAAGUUACAUCUUUUUCUGUAUAUUCGUGUUCAUGGCCGUCCUGUUGGCCAUCGUCGUUCUGUACGGACGGAUCUUUCACUUCGUAAAGUCCAACACGCAGAACCCGAGCUGCAUGAUGCAAAAAGCCUACGGCCUUCGCUCGCGGAAGUACAUGGCAUUGCUGAAGACGGUCACCAUCGUGGUGGGAGUGUUUAUCCUGUGCUGGAUGCCGCUGUUUGUGCUCCUGCUGAUGGACGUCAAGUGUACCACGGGGGAGUGUCCGGUCCUCCUCAAGGCUGAUUACUUCCUGGGCGUGGCCAUGAUUAAUUCCUUCAUUAAUCCCAUUAUUUACACAAUGACGAGCAAAGACAUACGGCGAGCCAUCCUGAAGCUGCUCUGCAAACGCUGCCUGACGACCAAAGACGGGCAAGUGAGGAAUAUUGGCUUUAAGAUUAGCUUCACUAAGACGGACGCAAACCCCCAGGGGCUGGAGACGACCGUUUCUUCGGGCAAUGCCACGACCAUACAUCUCAAAUCCAUCUACCCGAAGCUCAAAUUAUCCGUCAUCGCCUAACGCCAUGUCACACAUAAUCAGAGGUUUUUCCUUUCCAGUUUCAACAGCGAUACGCAACAAUUCUGUUUUAGACACGGUUUCUAUUUCUGCGACGUUGCGGCUGGAACAACGUACAAAGUAUGACAAUGAUAAUCACAGGUACUAAUUAUGUGCUUUAUUUAAUGUUAAAAGAGUCUAAUGUGAGUUUGAAUAUCAUUUUGCGUGACCUUUCUAGCCGUAUUGAGCGAAAAUGGAUAAUUCACCAAAAUGAAAGGAAACAAGAGUGUUCGAACUGUCAACUCAAUGUGAACAGACAAGAGUAGGCUAUUCUAUGACAAAGACUGUUUGUCACUCAGUAUGUAUUUUUACUAAUGUUAAAAUUGUGUAAUAUUUAUGAAUUUGAUGUACUUUUUUUUACUUUCAUUUUGUUGUGACAGCAGUAUGAGAG
This is a messenger RNA of Megalobrama amblycephala (Wuchang bream), 2466 nucleotides long. It is a transcript of the gene s1pr5b, whose product is annotated as sphingosine-1-phosphate receptor 5b. The record is from RefSeq and is a predicted model, not a curated record. NCBI's taxonomy places the organism in Eukaryota, Metazoa, Chordata, Actinopteri, Cypriniformes, Xenocyprididae. Gene Ontology annotation, molecular function: sphingosine-1-phosphate receptor activity. Gene Ontology annotation, biological process: G protein-coupled receptor signaling pathway. The transcript has 3 exons. The coding region runs from base 882 to 2039 and encodes 385 amino acids. Gene Ontology annotation, cellular component: membrane.